UCUACUUUCCAGUGUCUCUCUUAUCCUAGUGGAUGGAUUGCGAAGAAUUCGAACCGCACAAUUACGAUAGCGAUUUUGUAGAUGAAGAAACAGAACAGCGACUUUACAGCGUCGUUUUCUUCGGAGCGCCACCCGGUAGCGAGUGUUAUUCGCCAAACGUCGCACGAGACACCAGCCUUUUCCAAAACCACACCGAAUCCAUUUCUAACUACGUAUCCUCGAACGUUAGUAGUCAAACGCCGUCGAUUUCGAAUAAGACUGGGCAGACUGUUUCUGUGAAUAUCUGUUCAUUCCGAGAUGAAUCAUGUUCUGAUUACGAAGAUUUUGACAUUCGUGAUGGCCCCGAAUGUGUCAACAUUAGUUCCACCUCUGACGAUGGUGAUGCUUUUGAUCUAUAUGUUGAAGCGACGUCAAGUGACUCCUCAACUCCAUCUUCCGGCUUACACUGGUGCUCAGACGAUGUUGUUUUGGGUGUCGCCGGGCAUUCGAUCUCAACUAUGAGCACUCCCGAUGAUGAUUCACUCAUCACUCAGCGAGUUGCCGCCAGUAGUAGCGAUCCGAACUUAUGGCACGUUGAUCUUGAGGAUGUUUUCCUCCAACGCUCGAAACCCCGUGAUUCAAGGUACUUCAGUGACGCUUCCAACACCGUUUGUUCAACCUGCAAGAAGCGGGGACAUUUCUCUUCUAACUGUCGCAAACCCGGCCCUGCCUGUAUCUUCUGCGGUGACCAGGGACACACAAAGAACGAGUGCAAAAGUAUAUAUUGCUAUGUUUGUCUUGCUCCCGGUCAUUCGAAGCGUACCUGCACUUUACGGAACUAUCUGAAACAUUCGACCUGUCAACGGUGUGGCUUACAAGGCCAUCAACUUCAACUGUGCACAGAAUUGUGGAGACAGUACAAACAUACUAUCGAAGCUGGUAGACCGAUUCAACCUUCGUGGACCAUGUCUGUGAGUUCGCAUGGCUGCUGCAACUGUGGACGUCGAGGACAUACAGUAGAGGAAUGCAACCGAAAACAAUUUCGGUCAAGCUUCAUCGGUCCCUCUCCUCGGCGUUGUGUCCGUGUCUACGACCGUAAAGAUAUCUAUGGAAAGAUUAAAUCUCACACUUUGAACAAACGGCGAACGAAGAAGCAACUAUUCGAGAAGGCUGCGAGAGACGCUGCGAAGCGAGGGGUUGUUACGGCCCAUGGUUCAAACAGGCGUCAUAUACGCGAGUUGCCCCAUCAUCUAUUAAGCCAGUCUUUGACCCAAGUAGAUGCUACAGAGGAGAUGUUUGUAUCCGAACAGAUAGAACCGAACCUCACUUCAUCCAACGUUGAGUCAACCAGCAGUCCCGCCCAACAUCGACAUCGCGCUUCCGCAGACGGAGCAGUCUUCAUUUCUCUCGAUUCCAGAGUGUCCACAUCCGAUACCCACAGAAAGGACCAAAACACUUCUCGUGCACGACGCAAAUCGCGCCAUCGUGACUGUGCUGCUGUACAUUCCCCGUUUGUUUGGAUAAAUGAACGGAUGUCUAUGGAAGAAAUUAACACAGAGGAGUCUUAUACACCCAUUGCCUCCGUACAUUUACGUGGUAUUCAAGCGGACCAUCAUAGUCGUACACCAUUUGGAGAAGAACGCAGAGUAUUAACUAAAUCGCACGGUGCACAUCCAUCUGCUACUCAUCCACGGAGAAAAACAAGACGUACUGUACCGCAUCUUCCGAUAAGAACGAAAAAUCAAUCUCAGACGCACUCCCAUGCUGACACUUGUUUGCCGGGAGGACAGCCUGGUGUAUGUCACUUAGCUGGAGCUGUCAGACGUUUGAGCCGCCUAGACAGUGUCAUGUCAGGACCGAAAGUCAAGGCCAACAAUAAAGAAAAAAGGAAGCAGAAGAAGAAUAAAUACAAAAAGCGCACAUUCCACAAUGCCCAGUCGAAUUCGAGUGCUUGGCUGUACCAUACUACUAAACCGGCGAAAAUUGAGUCAUGGGACGCCUCUCCAACAAGCGCUAUUAAACAAGAGUAGCCCGGACCAACUACUAGCUCUUUUAAGCAAAAGUAAAAUUAGAAAAUAGUGACUUGAUGAGCGGCGCCUGCCACUGCUUCGAUGGAAUAGACUGGCACUUUGUACAGCAUGGUUGUAUUACCUUGUUCCCAUACAUUUUUCUUUCUUCUUGUUGCUACGAGUAUGUGGUGUUUUCUGGGUAUGCACUAGUUCAUUCGGCCUUCCGGAUGGUGCCUUCAUGAUUUACGCAUAUCCGGAGGAAUGCAAAUCUGUCCAAUCUCAAAUUUUGUAUAUUUCCCCAUUGUCCUCCCAGCAAAGUUUUAGUGUCAUGAUUUACCUACAUGUUUGAGGAAAGUCUGCAAACUAUAUUUUCUUCUUGCCACCAUGGUUGCAUCCGAAAUCACGCUAACGAAGGUGGCUUUAUCUGAGAUUCACACUGCUGCUGUAUACUUCAGCCCUUCUUGGUAGGCGAUUUUGUUUACCAUGUCUACUUGAUGAAUGGAACAACGUGACUCAUUGUGACCAUCCCUUAGAAACCACUAUAUUUGGCUAGUCUUUAUAUGGCCUCUUUGCUCCAUGCUGUACCCAUUCUGGCACCUUUG
This is a messenger RNA of Dicrocoelium dendriticum, 2590 nucleotides long. The record is from the annotation of a GenBank genome assembly. NCBI's taxonomy places the organism in Eukaryota, Metazoa, Platyhelminthes, Trematoda, Plagiorchiida, Dicrocoeliidae.